AGGCAGAGAAGAAGCGUGAGGCCAAGCAGCGAGCUAAGGAAGCUCAGGAGCGGGAAGUGCGGAAGCGGGAGAAGGCGGAAGAGAAGGAGCGUCGGAGAAAGGAAUAUGAUGCCCUUAAAGCAUCUAAGCGGGAGCAAGAGAAGAAGCCCAAGAAGGAAGCAAAUCAGGCCCCAAAAUCUAAGUCGGGCUCCCGUCCCCGAAAGCCACCACCCCGGAAGCACACUCGGUCCUGGGCCAUGCUGAAGCUGCUACUGUUGCUGCUGCUGCUGUGUGUGGCGGGUGGGCUGAUUGCAUGCCGGGUGACAGGGCUGCAGCAGCAACCCCUCUGUGCCAGCGUGAACACCAUCUAUGACAACGCAGUGCAGGGCCUACGCCGCCAUGAGAUCCUGCAGUGGGUCCUCCAGACCGAUUCCCAGCAGUGAGCUUGUCCUCCAUAUCUGCUGCCUCCCAGCCUUGGAACUUGGAUUCCUAUGGAAUUGGGUUCUGCUGGACACAGCCUCCUUUUAGCGUCAGACCUACCUGCCAUCACCAAAUGGCCGCCGAGUGGUACUUGAGACCUCCCUUUUGUAGGACUUCUUUGUUCCUUAGUCAGGGAUCCCUGGUGGAAUAAGGAGAAAUGGGAGGUGGGAAAGAACAGUUACCUGCAUGCCUAAAAGAAUAGGCUUGGGGGUGGGAGAAAACAUAGCCUUUUUUAGUUAUUAUACAAAGCUGUGUAAAAGCAA
Castor canadensis (American beaver) is the source of this 722-nucleotide messenger RNA. The record is from RefSeq and is a predicted model, not a curated record. Lineage: Eukaryota; Metazoa; Chordata; Mammalia; Rodentia; Castoridae.